This is a messenger RNA of Oryctolagus cuniculus (rabbit), 1536 nucleotides long. It is a transcript of the gene NKX6-2, whose product is annotated as NK6 homeobox 2. The record is from RefSeq and is a predicted model, not a curated record. NCBI's taxonomy places the organism in Eukaryota, Metazoa, Chordata, Mammalia, Lagomorpha, Leporidae. Gene Ontology annotation, biological process: regulation of transcription by RNA polymerase II; cell differentiation. Gene Ontology annotation, cellular component: nucleus. Gene Ontology annotation, molecular function: RNA polymerase II cis-regulatory region sequence-specific DNA binding; DNA-binding transcription factor activity, RNA polymerase II-specific.
CCGGGCCGGCGGGCGGCGGCGGGGCCCGGAUGGGAGCCCGGGCCGGCGGCGGCGGCGCCCAUGGACGCUAACCGCCCGGGCGCGUUCGUGCUGGGCAGCGCGCCCCUGGCCGCGCUGCACAACAUGGCCGAGAUGAAGACUUCGCUGUUCCCGUACGCGCUGCAGGGUCCGGCCGGCUUCAAGGCGCCCGCGCUGGGCGGCCUGGGCGCGCAGCUGCCGCUCGGCACCCCGCACGGCAUCAGCGACAUCCUGGGCCGGCCCGUGGGCGCGGCGGGCGGCGGGCUCCUGAGCGGCCUGCCCCGCCUGAGCGGGCUCGCAUCGUCGGCCAGCGUUUACUUCGGGCCCGCGGCCGCCGUGGCGCGCGGCUACCCCAAGCCGCUGGCCGAGCUGCCCGGGCGGCCGCCCAUCUUCUGGCCCGGCGUGGUGCCCGGCUCGCCCUGGAGGGACCCGCGCCUGGCCGGCCCCGCCCCGGCCGGCGCGGGCCUGGACAAGGACGGGAAGAAGAAGCACUCGCGGCCCACCUUCUCUGGACAGCAGAUCUUCGCCCUGGAGAAGACCUUCGAGCAGACCAAGUACCUGGCGGGCCCAGAGCGCGCGCGGCUCGCCUACUCGCUGGGCAUGACCGAGAGCCAGGUGAAGGUCUGGUUCCAGAACCGCCGGACCAAGUGGCGCAAGCGGCACGCGGCCGAGAUGGCUUCGGCCAAGAAGCAGCAGGACUCGGACGCCGAGAAGCUGAAGGCGGGCGGCUCGGACGCCGAGGACGACGACGAGUACAACCGGCCCCUGGACCCCAACUCGGACGACGAGAAGAUCACGCGGUUGCUCAAGAAGCACAAGGCCUCGAACUUGGCGCUGGUCAGCCCGUGCGGCGGCGGCGCGGCGGACGCGGUGUGAGGGCGCCGCGCGCACGGUCCGGCCCGGCCCGCGCCGGCCCGCUCCUGUUUUCGGAGAGCGCCAGAGCGAAAUCUCUUUGUGUGAUCAAUAAAUUAUUUAACACGCCCCCGUCGGAGCCGUGGCUCCCGAGGCUGCACCGCGUGUUUCUUCCGAGUCGGGCCCGGGACCCGGCGCCCGCGGGCGGCCCGCCCAUACCCUGCCCCGGGUCCAGUCUCCCCCGCGCGCGGGGUCUCCGCAGGUCGGCCGGGCGGCGGCCUCCCCGGCCCCGCGGCCACAGCCCGCAGCAGCGCGGAGACCGGGCGGGACCCCGAACCCGGGGGUCGCGCGGGGCGGCAGCCACGUCGCGGAGAGCGAGAGGCGGAGCCGACAGCGCCGAGACGGAGCAGGGCGUGCCCGGCCCAGGGCAGGCGGUAGCAGGUACGAACCCCGCACCCGCCGCCCGGAACCCUCCCGUGCGGGGUCUGGAAGGGUGGGUGACCCCGCGUCCGCGCUUCCGCCGCGUUUGUGGGUUCCUUGCGGGCAGAACGUGUGACUGCGUGCGGGUCGGGCUCGCAGGAGAGGUGCGCGAUGACCCGGCCCCCACGGAGAGACCGCGCUGGGUGCGCAAAGCCUCGGGGUUGCCGGUCCGGACGCCGGGCGCGU